AUGCUAGCAGGACGGUCGCUCGUGUGCCUGGCGUUGAGCCUCUUCCUCCCCCUCGCUCUCACAGCACCAAAUUCAACCUACACCAAUCCUGUACUGCCAGGGUUCUUCCCUGAUCCUAGCUGCACUUUCGUUCCUGAGUGGGAUGAUACAUUCUUUUGCGCGUCCAGCAGCUUCAACGCUUUCCCUGGCAUCCCCAUUCAUGCCUCGAAGGAUUUGACCAACUGGAAACACGUCAGCAAUGUCCUCAACAGAGCAGAACAACUACCCACCCUAGCAAUUACCAAUAAAUCCACGAGCGGAAUAUGGGCUUCCACGGUCCGAUAUCACGAAGGAACCUUCUUUGUCAUGACGACCCUGGUGUUCGAUGACCAGCCCCAGACCAACUUUUCUCGAUGGGACAACAUUGUGUUUCGUUCUACAAACCCAUUCAACUCGUCAUCAUGGUCGGAUCCGGUUCAUUUCAAUCUCACAGGCUAUGAUACAUCUCCGCACUGGCUCAGCAACGGCACCGUGCUUGUUACGGGCUCUCAUCCGUGGCAGGUCCAACCGGGCAUAACGCAGACGACGAUUGACCUUACCACCGGAGAGGUCGGGUCCAAUUUCCGCUAUGUCUGGAAUGGUACGGGUGGCCUGGCUCCAGAGGGACCACAUAUCUACUUCAAGGACGACUGGUACUAUCUCAUGAUAGCUGAGGGUGGUACAGGAGUGAACCAUAUGGAGACCAUCGCACGUUCUAAGACCAUUGAUGGCCCUUACACACCGAAUCCCAACAACCCGAUACUUACCAACGCUAAUACAAGUCAGUACUUUCAGACAGUCGGACACGCUGAUCUGUGGCAAGAUGCUUCUGGCAACUGGUGGGGCGCAGCUCUUUCAACCCGCUCUGGUCCAAACUAUACGACCUAUCCCAUGGGCCGCGAGACUGUCCUGUAUCCCGUGACAUGGAAUGCCGGCGACUGGCCUAUAUUACAACCUGUACGCGGCCGGAUGAGCGGAUGGCAGAAGCCUGCAACGAAUCUCAGCAUCGCUGGAGAAGGACCGUUUGCAGAUGCUGCAGACUACAUCACCUUUCCACCGAACUCUAGCCUACCAAUUCACUUCGUCCACUGGCGGAUUCCCGUCGAUGGGUCUUACACCAUCUCUCCUCCCGGGCACCCGAACACUCUCCGGCUCAGCCCAUCCAGACUCAACCUUACAGCCUUUGAUGGGAACUAUGCCGGACCCGAGGGCCAAACUUUUGUCGGCCGCCGUCAAACAGAUACAUUGUUCACCUUCAGUGUCAAUCUGGAGUUCUCACCACAGCAGCAAGGUGACGAAGCCGGUAUUAGUGUUUUCCUCACUCAGGCAAGCACCUUUCGCGCCAGUAUUUGUCGAAGAUAUGCUGAUGCGGCGCAGAACCACCAUAUUGACCUUGGUGUCGUCCUCUUGCCCAAUACGAGCUCGUCUGCGUCACCACAGCAACUUGCGCCGUACUUCCGCUUCUCUGCGACAUCGUAUCUUGCGGUGCCGCCACCGCUGCUUGUCCCUGUCCACUCCUCGUACCCGAACUAUACGACGCUUUCGAAUCCAAACGCGACUUCAUUGAACUUAUAUCUAGAGAUCAAGGCCAUUAACCUGACGCACUACGCUUUCUCUGCUGGCCCUACCGACACCAUGUCGGAUACAAUCACCGUUGGGUAUGCGCCCGCUGCAGACGUCAGCUUUGGAUUUACAGGGACGCUGCUCGGUGUUUAUGCCACGACCAAUGGAAGGAGUGUCAAUGCUUCAUCCCCUGGUGCGCCGGCAUAUAUCUCGGAAUGGAAAUACACCCCUCAAGGACAAUUCCUGAGCUAG
Messenger RNA from Cladophialophora carrionii CBS 160.54, 1833 nucleotides. RefSeq lists its product as uncharacterized. The transcript has 3 exons. Gene Ontology annotation, biological process: carbohydrate metabolic process. Gene Ontology annotation, molecular function: hydrolase activity, hydrolyzing O-glycosyl compounds. Lineage: Eukaryota; Fungi; Ascomycota; Eurotiomycetes; Chaetothyriales; Herpotrichiellaceae. The record is from RefSeq and is a predicted model, not a curated record. Bases 1 to 1833 code for a protein of 610 amino acids.